Molecule: messenger RNA, 1564 nt
Organism: Pocillopora damicornis (cauliflower coral)
Lineage: Eukaryota; Metazoa; Cnidaria; Anthozoa; Scleractinia; Pocilloporidae
Source: RefSeq, a predicted model, not a curated record
AUGACCUCAAGUAUUGGCGAUUUUUCACCUUAGCCCGACGAACAUUAUUCCAAGACAUACCACUCAACCUUAACAUCAUAUGAAACUUCGCAACAUAGCCGGCGAGGAAGGUUGUUUCUGAGAAAGUAACAUGAGGUCUACUCUUUUUCUGGCGACUAUUUUACUAGUGACUGUAUCGGAUAUCACUGCUAAAAGCAUUAAACAUCCAAAACAUCACAAGUCAGAGAGGAAGCAGCACCAUGACCAAAGCCAUCAACGACAAGCUGUGGUUCCACCUGCGCAACCGACUGCGGCUGGAGCACCAACCACUGUAGCACCAACCACUGUGCCUACUGCUGGAGCAUCAACUCCCGUAGCUCCAGGACCAGCCCCUGCUGCAGGAGUAAAGACCACCGUAGCACCUCCUGGUAGUACACCAGCAGCCGCUGGUGCAGUAGGAACAACUAAGGUACCAGCAACUACAAGUGCGACACCCGCGGCUGCCGGAGCAGCAGCAGCUCCCACUGCAAAACCAGCAACUACUAGUGUCGCACCCGCAGCUGGUGCAGCGGUAGCAACAACUGUGGCACCAGGGGAAUCCACAGCGAAGCCCGCAGCUGCCACCGGUGCACCUGCCGCUGCGGCAACCACUGUGCCACCUGCUGCAUCAACCGCAAAACCUGUAACUGCCACCGUUCCUGGCCCUGUAACAGCCACCGUGGCACCAGGUGCAUCAACUGCGAAGCCUGAAACUACACCUGUGGCUGCACCAGGAAAAGCUCCAAUUGUGGCAACACCUACCCCAGCGGCUCCCGCGGCAGGUAGUGCACCUACAACUGGACCAGCAUCAUUGCCACCCGCUGCCGCUGGAGCCAAGCCUGCGCCUGGAGCGCCAGUUACAGCUAAGCCUGCCACCGCCGUUCCAACCGGUCCACUACAAUUCGCGCCAAGCGCCUUACCCGCCAAAGAUAAAGAAACGAAGACAGAAGGAGAGUCGUCCUCAAAGGCACAUUUCAGGAAGGAAGAUAAAAUCGACGAAAGGAAUGACAAAUCUCAGGAAGAAGGUAAAGAGUCCGACAGUGAUAGCAAACAUAAAACGGAGAAGGAGGCAGAGGACAAAUCCGAAAAGGCAAUUGGGGAUAAGUCUAAAAAUAAAGUUAAAGACGAGUCUGUGAAGAAACUGAAGGACAAGUCUGAGGAUAAAAAGCAUCAUCGUUUUCACCGUCAUCAGGAUUAACAGAUGAAUUCUAUUUGGCACUGCUGGACUGGACUUUAGAAAGAAAAAACAAAGACAUUGAGUAAACGCAUAUAACUAGCGCUUUUCGGCGUUUAGCGCAAAUUUUACCUAUUUUGUUGGCAUAUUGAAAAUGUUGACAGCUCAGGGGCGUAAUAAAAUCUAGAAAAGAGCGAAUAAGAAAUAUUUAAGAGGCGAAUACGUAUAUAUUAUUAUCUAAACACACAGACUUACAGAAAGUAAGCUAUAGGUCUACCGCAAAACUGCUGUUUGCAGCACAGUUAUUACAAAUUAAUUUAUUUUGCAUAACUUGUCGUAUGUUAAUAAAAAGUAUUUUCAUGAUGAAAAAAA